AUGAAUGAUGAUAACGGUGAUUUCAUUAAUAGUAAUAAGAGCACAAUUUCAAGAUCACAUUGGAAAGAUACGUCAUCAUCAAGUUUAAAAUCCUUAGAAAGUGUGGGUUCUAGCAGAGGAGAUACAAAAAUGAUGGAUGAAGUUAAUAAUCCUAGGUAUAAUAGAUCACAUACUCUACCUCAUCAAAUUUACUCUACAUUAGAGAAUCAAAAUUUACUUAUACGAUUAAGAAAUGAGAAAUAG
Messenger RNA from Funneliformis caledonium, 243 nucleotides. NCBI's taxonomy places the organism in Eukaryota, Fungi, Glomeromycota, Glomeromycetes, Glomerales, Glomeraceae. The record is from the annotation of a GenBank genome assembly.